CCCAAUCGAUAUCAACUCUUGUUGCUUCACACAUUUUAUAACACAACCUCCUUUUCUUCUUUUCACUUUUCAUUAUCUAAAGAUCUACACCAAAAUGGUUGGAGAAUCAAGAAAAUGGAUGAUCCUAAUAGCAACAAUAUGGAUACAAGCAUUUACAGGCACAAAUUUCGAUUUCUCAUCUUAUUCUUCAACACUCAAAUCGGUUCUUGGGAUUUCUCAGCUUCAGCUCAACUAUUUGUCAGUCGCUUCAGAUUUGGGAAAGGCUUUUGGUUGGUGCUCUGGUGUCUUACUCCUCUAUUUUCCUUUGUGGGUUCUUAUGUUCAUGGCUACUUGCACGGGACUCCUUGGUUAUGGUAUUCAAUGGCUUCUCAUUCAAAAACUCAUCGUUUUGCCUUAUUUUCUGGUAUUUCUACUAUGCCUAUUGUCAGGGUGUAGCAUCUGCUGGUUCAACACAGUAUGCUUUGUUUUAUGCAUCAGAAAUUUUCCAACCAACAGGCCACUUGCAUUGUCCCUCACUAUCAGUUACAAUGGUUUAAGUGCUGCUCUUUACACUCUUAUAGCCAAAGCAAUAAACCCUGAAGAUGACACCAUUUACCUCCUCUUGAAUGCCCUUAUUCCUCUCAUCACAUCCAGUUUAGCACUCAUCCCAAUCCUCCGCCAACCUCCCUCGCAGCAACUCUCUACUGAUACCGCUGCCCGUGAUUCCUCCAUCUUUUUCAUUCUCAACAUUCUAGCUGUUAUAACUGGUCUAUAUCUUUUACUACUAAACACACUAUCCUCCGAUGCAUCAACUUCACGUGUUCUCUUUGUGAGGGCUCUAUUUCUUUUAUUCCUACCCUUGUGUUUACCUACCAUUGUCUAUGCUAAAAACUGGGCUUGUCGAAGCAUCCCCACAAGGUUCCAUUUUGACAGCCCAAGCUUCAAUUUGGUUGACAUCGACAACCUUCAGCUCCAUAAAGAGCUCAUUGGAAGUGAGCAAAGUAAUGCCUUAAAUAUUGUUGGUUCAUAUGACUCAACUGAGAAAGAAGAAUAUUUUGGAAAAGUGGUGGAGAAGGACAGGUUAAUAUUACUGGGUGAAGAACACCUAGCAAGAUUUCUAGUGCGAAAAUGGGAUUUCUGGCUUUACUAUUUAGCAUAUUUUUGUAGUGGGACAAUUGGGCUGGUUUAUAGUAAUAAUUUAGGGCAGAUUGCAGAGUCACUUGGAUACUAUUCCCAGCUAAGUUCUCUCAUUACACUCUAUUCCACAUGUUCAUUCUUCGGUCGUUUGCUCUCAGCUGCACCUGAUUUCCUACAUGGCAAGGUGGAUUUUGCAAGGACAGGUUGGCUAGCAGUCGCAACACUAGCAACACCUAUUGCUUUCUUUUUGCUAACUGCAUCAGGCAGUGAGGUCAUAUUGCGCACUUCAACAGGCCUGAUAGGGCUAAGCUCUGGAUUCAUGUUUUCUGCAGCUGUAUCAAUCACAUCAGAGCUCUUUGGACCAAACAGCGCCGGCAUCAACCACAACAUCCUCAUCACCAACAUCCCCAUUGGAUCACUCCUUUAUGGCCUUCUUGCAGCUCAAGUCUAUGAUGACAAUGCAGGAAGUUCAAUACAGGAAAGCUUGAUGCAUGAAGCAUCAGUGUGCAUGGGGAGGCAAUGUUAUCUGAAGACAUUUAUAUGGUGGGCAUGCAUUUCCUUGUUAGGCCUUUUUUCCAGUUCUGUACUUUUCCUAAGGACCAGGCCUGCCUAUGACCGAUUAGAAAGGAAUCGCAGUUUUCUUAGCUUGUACACAUAACGCCAAAUUUGUAUAACUUAAUUUCAAUAUCAAUAGCAAAAGA
This is a messenger RNA of Pistacia vera, 1817 nucleotides long. Its product is annotated as protein NUCLEAR FUSION DEFECTIVE 4-like. The record is from RefSeq and is a predicted model, not a curated record. The coding region runs from base 95 to 1774 and encodes 559 amino acids. NCBI's taxonomy places the organism in Eukaryota, Viridiplantae, Streptophyta, Magnoliopsida, Sapindales, Anacardiaceae. The transcript has 3 exons. Gene Ontology annotation, cellular component: membrane.